GCUCUGAAACCGAACCCCCCCCUCAACGCGGCUCCUUCCUCUGCUUUAGGAAGCGGAUCCCUCCCGCGGUUUCCUUGCAGAGGUGACUCGGGAGCUGCUCCGGGGGCCGGGUGGGUGGUGGGGGGGGUGGGCAGAGCCCUGAUGCUGCAGCCGGGGCCGGGCUCGGGGGGCUGCUCCGGAGGGGCCGGGGCUCAGCUCUGAGGCAGCGGCUCAGGCUUGAUGGGUACCAUGGACCCUAAGGCAGAGCCCGACUCGGUCACCAUCAACUUGCUGCUCACCGUCCAUCCCCAGGAGGCAGCCGGCGAGGGGCAGAGCGGCCGGAGCGCAGGUUUGCAGGAUGAUGGAAACGGGAACAGCAAAUCCCGGCCACCCCAGGGGAGGGACCUUAACGGCCAGCAGGUCCCCAGGGAGCUCUGCACCCAGACACAAACCAUCACUUCCUACUCUAACGAAGGAACCCAAGUGACAGUGAAGGUUCAUCCCAAGGACACCACCCCCCAACUCUUCAAGAAACUCUCCUUUGGCAAAGGUCCCCGGAGGCUGCCCAGCCUGGGAGGUCAGGACAACAAAGGUUUCCAGAGGACCAAAGCCCCACGGCCACCAGGAGGGGAAGACCUGCACGCCUAUCCGUGGGACAAAUCCUCUUUGAAGUCCAUGCCAGUAGAUCUGCAGCAAUUUGAGAAGCUGGAUGCCUACGCAUUAAAAGUGAACUUCAAGAGCAGUGUGGAGGAACUGGUUACAGCCCUGCUCAGACAAGCCCGGACUGAGCUGGAGAAGGUCCGAGCCAUCUGGAUGUGGAUCUGCCACCACAUAGAAUAUGACGUUGUGGGCUACCACAACAAGAGCCAGCUGUCCAGCAAGCCCAUCGAUGUGCUCCUGGCGGGGAAGAGCAUUUGUGAGGGGUACGCCGGGCUCUUCCAACAGAUGUGCAGCAUUGCAGGGAUCCAGUGCAUGAAGGUAUCAGGAUACUCCAAGGGCUAUGGGUACAAGAUGGGGCAAACCUUCACAGAGGACUCUGACCAUGCCUGGAACGCCGUCUACCUCGAUGGGAGGUGGCAUUUGCUCGACAGCACCUGGGGAAGUGGUGCUGUUGAUGAUGAUUUCACCAAGUUCACCUUCAGGUACAACGAGUUUUACUUCCUGACUCACCCGGCUCUGUUCAUUAACAAUCACUUCCCAGAUAACAGUAACUGGCAGCUCCUUAAACCAACGCUGACACUGAAGGAGUUUGAGAACAACAUGCUGCACAGAAGCAACUUCUACCUGUUGGGUCUUCUGACUGCCCAGCCAGAAACAUCCACCAUCCAGACAGUCAAUGGCAAGGCCUCGGUGGCCCUGGGCUGCCGCUCUGCCACCUUGUUCAAGUUCAAGCUGAAGGGAGCAGACGGGCAAGGCUUAAUGACUUUGAAAAAGCGCGGGAUGAAGCUGGACAUCUACCCCCAGAAGACAGGGAGUCACAAGCUGCAGAUCUUUGCCAAGCCCUCCAAAGGCUCAGAUGAUGUCUACGAGUGCGUGCUGGAAUACGUGGUGGAGUGCAAGUCUGUGGACAAGGCCACGCGCUUCCCCCGGGAGCUGCAUCAGCCUGUCGGACCAAGCUGGUUCACGGAGCGCCAGGGGUUCCUGAGGCCCUCCCACCCCGAGCCCGUCAUUCACACCAACGACGGGAGGUGCUCUGUCACCUUCACCCUGGGCAAAGACAUCAGUGUCCUGGCCUCGCUGCACGCCGACGACAGCAGCCUGACAGAGGAGCUGGGCAGGAGGCACAUCAUGCAGAUCCGCCGCGGCAACCAGAUUGAGCUGAAGAUCCACCUCCCCCACGCAGGGAACUUUGUGCUCAAAAUCUAUGCCAGGAAGAAGUCGGAUCCUGGCAACUACGACUACAUCUUCAACUACCUCCUCACUUGCCUGAACACUGAAGUGAAGUGGCCGCCUUUCCCUCAGAGUUACAGCAAGUGGCUGGAAGAGUACGAGAUCCUGGAGCCGCUCUCCGGCUUGCUGCCCGCCGACCGCAACGUGCACUUCAAACUCAAAAUGCAGGGGAUGGCCAAGGUGCUAGUUCAGGCUGAGAACACUUACCCUCUCACCCAGAACAGAGGGUACUGGGAGGGAACCUGCAACACUUCGGGGUGCAGGGAGGUGUUUGUGAUGGUGCACGAGAACGCCAACCACAGCUUCUACUCGCACGUCCUGAAAUACGAAGUUGAGACCCAGUAACACCCCCUCCUUCUUCUUUCACUCUCCUACACAACCCAACAUGUCCAACGUGCCCCAAGCCAACACAGCUUUAGCAGAUGGUUCACUCUCUCCAUCAAAUCUGCUCUUUCAGCAAAUGCAGGACAACACUUGCAGGCGUUUGAACUUCUCAAAGAAGUUCCAAGAAGCAGAAAGGGAGCAGCAGUGGCAGGAAUGAAAUACAACCCUCCCCUCUCUCUCAGCAAUAUUGUCCAGACAAUCAUCCUGAAGGAAACAACUGACUGUCUGGUCACAGGUCAGUCAGAAUCAGCAGGAAUUGCUGGUUCCCAAGUUAUGGACCAUAGGACAAGUCUUACAAUGGCUACUCUGAGAAGAGCCCAUCUAGCUAUGGGGCAGGAUGCGGAAAGUACACCCUGGUUUUGAGCAGCAAUAUUGGACACAAGGAACUUCAGGAUAUUUAAAUCAAGCUUCUGUGUAUCUUCAGUCGAGUUGCAAAAUACAUCCCAGGAGAGGAAGGACAGGGAGAAGCAGCCACAUGAAGUUUUCUUGUGCAUUUCAUUGUCUUACAGACUUCAGUGAUACUGCGAAAUGACUUUUUGCACUGACUCUUAAAACCAAUAAACAAAACCAUUUUUACCUUUUUAUAUUAGAGUAUUUGAAUUGUAAACUUUUUUUUUUCUUUUCUGCUGUAAUCACAUCUCAAGCAUAGAGGUGAUCCCACCACAAAAGCUACAGGAAAGUGGAGAACAACAUUCUCAAAAAUCACUCCCUACUCCAACUUGUCUACGCAAAACUGCAGCUGAAGAGCUGCAGGGGUUUUGUGGAAUAGCAGGACGUGUGAUGUUGUGAUCAUGUAAAAAACUAUUUGGUGCUGUACUCUUGGAAAACCCCAACACGGCUCAAGGCAGGGGUGGUCUUCUACUGAAUCUCACCACAAAUACACAUCAUCAGGUCAAACAACUUUUUCAUAAACCAUUCAGGUGUCCAGAAGUGUUAGCGUGACCUUAGAGAUAUUAUGUUUGAGCUUGAAUUGACAAUAAAUCUGUUCUGGUUUUGCA
Messenger RNA from Apus apus (common swift), 3251 nucleotides. It is a transcript of the gene KY, whose product is annotated as kyphoscoliosis peptidase. Bases 220 to 2214 code for a protein of 664 amino acids. The record is from RefSeq and is a predicted model, not a curated record. NCBI's taxonomy places the organism in Eukaryota, Metazoa, Chordata, Aves, Apodiformes, Apodidae. The transcript is spliced from 12 exons.